GUCACUCACACUUGACACUUAUACAUAGAUAACAAUAACUUAACUUCCCAGAACUCCCAAUUCCCUUCUCUCUUUCUUCUUCUCUCUUCAUACAAUGGACAGAGACAUGCUUCCAGCAAGGUGGACGGAACCCUUACUUGCAGAAGACAACACUGACAUUGGAAUUCCCAUGAAUGCCCCUCUCACUUCCUUCAAAACCAUACCCCAGCCUCCUCCAAUUACCAUAAACCCCUUCCCCUUCCUCCAACAACAAACCGUAACUGCUAACACUAACGAUAACAACUUCCUCACGCACCAAGGCAUGGACACUUUUGCCCUCGAACACUCUUUCUCUACUCUCAAACCCUCCUUCUUCGCCAACAACAACAAUCCUUUUGAUAAUGCCUUCGAUUUGGGACCUGACUCCGGUUUCUUCUUCUCCGGCAACCAUUCUUCCAACUCCCCUCUUUUGAUGGCUUUCUCUCAGCCUCUAAUUGGCUCCGCUGACAUGACUUCCGCUACUGAAUUCCCGCCGGCGACGCGGUUGCUCCCGGCGGGGGGCACCGACGAUGAUGCGGUGCCGCUGGGUGCUGGAUUUGAAAUGGAAGCGUUUGCGGCUUCUGGAAAUGCUCUGUUUUCGAGCAGGGGAAAGGGGUUGAGGCCUCUUGAGGUGGCUCCGACGGUUGGUGCGCCUCCCACGCUCUUCCAGAAGCGUGCCGCGCUCCGGCGAGGCUCCGGCGGGGCUGAGAGUCUUGAAGCUUUGGGAAUGGGGAGUUUGGAGAGGAAAUGGGGAGAGGGGGAAGUUGAAGAAGGUAGCAUUGAGGCUUCAGUGUGGAAUUAUGAUUCUGAUGAGAAUGUUGAGAGUGGUAGUAAGGCUGUGGUGGUGGAGGAGAGUGGGAACCAUAGCGGCGGAGGGAAUGGGAAUUUGAGCUUGAGUGGCGGUGUCAAUGGUGGAGAUCAGAAAGGGAAGAAGAAAGGGAUGCCGGCGAAGAAUCUCAUGGCAGAGAGGCGGCGCAGGAAGAAGCUUAAUGAUAGGUUGUACAUGCUUAGGUCUGUUGUGCCAAAGAUUAGCAAGAUGGAUAGGGCUUCGAUACUUGGGGAUGCAAUCGACUACUUGAGGGAGUUACUGCAGCGGAUUAAUGAUCUUCACAAUGAACUGGAGUCAACUCCUCCUGGCUCUUCGCUGCAAUCUUCCACCACCAGCCUUCAACCUUUGACACCCACGCCGCAGACCCUUCCGUGCCGGGUGAAGGAGGAACUGUAUCCUGGUGUCUUGCCAAGCCCCAAAAACCAACCAGCAAAGGUGGAAGUUAGGGUGAGGGAGGGGAGAGCUGUCAACAUUCAUAUGUUUUGUACUCGCCGACCAGGUCUUCUGCUUUCAACCAUGCGGGCUCUGGAUAACCUCGGAUUAGAUGUUCAGCAGGCUGUUAUUAGCUGCUUCAAUGGCUUUGCUUUAGACGUCUUCAGAGCCGAGCAAUGUAGAGAAGGGCAGGAUGUUCUUCCUGAGGAAAUCAAAGCAGUGCUGCUGGAUUCAGCAGGGAUCCAUGACAUGAUGUGAUUCAAGCUCUUCAUUGAUAAAUGGCGAACUGUUUGUUGCAACUUGCAAGCAGUAUCCAAAUGCAUUACCUCUUAACAAUUACUGCCUGUAAAGGCAUAACCAUGAAGAUCAAAUAGGUUAGCUUAAUCCGUAGGUUUGAGAAGUUGUCUUGUGGUGUUUUCUCAUGAUUUUGAGCAAAGCAAAUGAACUUUAGAUUUUUAUUUUUAAGUGAUGGAAUAUUAUUUGUUUUACUCUGACCUCCUAUUUUAGUCAUGGAAUAAUUUCUAUUUUAUUUUAUUUUAUCA
Molecule: messenger RNA, 1821 nt
Organism: Arachis stenosperma
Lineage: Eukaryota; Viridiplantae; Streptophyta; Magnoliopsida; Fabales; Fabaceae
Product: transcription factor ICE1-like
Exons: 4
Coding region: 95-1537 (480 amino acids)
Biological process (GO): regulation of DNA-templated transcription
Cellular component (GO): nucleus
Molecular function (GO): DNA-binding transcription factor activity; sequence-specific DNA binding; protein dimerization activity
Source: RefSeq, a predicted model, not a curated record